Molecule: messenger RNA, 5750 nt
Organism: Hemicordylus capensis (graceful crag lizard)
Lineage: Eukaryota; Metazoa; Chordata; Lepidosauria; Squamata; Cordylidae
Gene: SV2B
Product: synaptic vesicle glycoprotein 2B
Exons: 13
Coding region: 1155-3236 (693 amino acids)
Biological process (GO): chemical synaptic transmission; transmembrane transport
Cellular component (GO): membrane
Molecular function (GO): transmembrane transporter activity
Source: RefSeq, a predicted model, not a curated record
ACUGGGAGGACUCAGGGUUGUGGAGAAACCAUCUGCGAAAAUUCUCCCAUGUUUCUCCCCGGGAGCAACCCUGACAGUCUCUUUUGAAUGCCACUGGGGAGAAAUUUCGUCCCAACCCUGGGCCGACCUGUGCAGAAGCCCUUAAUCUCCACCUGAGUUGCAGCAGAGCGGGGAUUUUAACUCCCAGCUCCUGCUGACGAUUUCCGGACUCCCCAGGCACCUGUACACUACGGCUUCAUCCCUAGCGAAGAGUAUUUCCCAUGCCGUUAUUGCUGCAUUCUGUGCUAGAGGGGGGAGGGACCCAGAGAGAUGAAAGCCCGGUGUGUGAAACUGCCCCCCUUUCAUAUCGACCAUUGUCUCCCCCACCCCACCCCUUUUAUGCCAGGCAUCAUCCAUUUCCUGGAUAAGUUAAAGUCAACACAUCUGUUAUGUGUGCGUUCCCGGCCGGACGCCCAGCUCCCUCCCAUCUGUUCUGCCUGCAGCCUCCCUGUUUCUCCCUACAGCUUUGGUGGUGGUGGAUGUGUGAGAGUGUGUGUGUGUGUCUUUCUCGUGCUAGCUGAUGGACUCUCUCCUGGCUGGUCUCUGCUCACCUGGAUGUCUGUCCUCAGUGGGCUGAUCUGCUGGGCUUGCCAGAUCUUUUGCUCCUCCUAAUCCCCCCAGACUGCCACAUCCUAGCGGCCAGGCAAGCGACCGGCAGAAGGAGGGAGAAAUGACUGGCAAAGGAAUCAAUGAAAGAUAGGCAGCUCUGGAAUGAAACCUCUACGACUUCUGGGCACGAUCUUCAGCAGCAGAAUGAAUCAGGAAAGCAAGCAGCCUACCAAGUUCCACUAGAACUUCUCAGUUAUACAAAGUUGUUGAUCCUUUGUUCAGCAUCCUUUGACAUCUCUUGCUAGCUGAAGAAGGAAGCGGAGAGAUGAAACAGCUCCACUGAGAUCCAAAACAUUAUACAAUCUAUACAUUAUAUGAGAAACCAUUCCUUAAUUUACAGGGCAGCAUCUCAGUAUUUCCCUAGAAUUCUCAAUUAUACAUUGGGUCUCCAAAGGACAAGUAAUGCUUGUAUAAUUUACAAGGGGAAUUAGAUAGAUAAGAACAUAAUACAUUAGAGCAUAAAGACAUUCUGUGACAUACCGUGUAUCUAGACAUCUUUGCUCACCAUGGAUGAUAGGUAUACAAACAAGGUCAACCAGGUUUCGGAUGACUACCGAUAUCAAGAUGGCAACUAUGAUGGCAACUAUUACCAAGGUGGAGAGGAACCUGGCCAAGAGGAAGAUGUCCAGAGUGAUGCCACCGAAGGCCAUGAUGAAGAUGAUGAAGUCUAUGAAGGAGAAUACCAGGGCAUCCCUCACCCGGAUGACAUCAAGGCACAGAAGAAGAAGAAGAAAGCUGCGGGGAUGGCAGAUGAGUUUAAAGACCAUGCUGACCUCAUGGCGGAGAAGAUGGAGGAUGAGGAGCAGCUUGCUCACCAGUAUGAGAGCAUCAUUGAGGAGUGCGGCCAUGGGCGUUUCCAGUGGAUGCUCUUCAUCGUCCUCGGCUUAGCGCUUAUGGCGGAUGGGGUGGAGGUGUUCGUGGUUGGUUUUGUUCUGCCCAGCGCUGAGAAGGAUAUGUGUUUGUCCAGUUCCAAAAAAGGGAUGCUAGGACUGAUUGUCUACCUGGGGAUGAUGGUGGGUGCUGUUCUGUGGGGUGGCCUGGCAGACAAGCUGGGCCGGAAGAGCUGCCUCAUCUUGUGUCUCUCCAUCAAUUCUACCUUUGCCUUCCUCUCCUCCUUCGUACAGGGAUACGGAUUCUUUCUCUUCUGCCGCCUUAUCUCUGGUUUCGGUAUUGGGGGAUCCCUACCCAUUGUGUUUGCCUAUUUCUCCGAAUUCCUGUCCCGUGAGAAGAGAGGGGAGCACCUCAGCUGGCUGUGCAUGUUCUGGAUGAUUGGCGGCCUUUACGCGUCUGUCAUGGCCUGGAGCAUCAUCCCGCAUUAUGGAUGGGGCUUCAGCAUGGGCACCAGCUACCACUUCCACAGCUGGAGGGUCUUCGUGGUCGUCUGCUCCCUGCCUUGCAUCGCAUCUCUUGUGGCACUGAAGUUCAUGCCAGAAAGCCCACGGUUUUUGCUGGAGAUCGGCAAGCAUGACGAAGCCUGGAUGAUCCUCAAGCAAAUCCAUGACACCAACAUGAGGGCCAAAGGAGAGCCUGAGCGAGUGUUCACGGUUGCCAACAUAAAGACUCCAAAGCAGAUUGAUGAGUUCAUUGAAAUACAGAGCUCAACUGGGACAUGGUACCAGAGAUCCUUUGUCAGAGUCACAACCACCUUCAAACAGGUUUUGGACAAUGUGCUAUAUUGUUUGACAGCGCAGUACAGAAUGAACACCCUAUUCCUGGCAGUCGUGUGGUUUACAAUGGCCUUAAGUUACUAUGGCCUUAUUGUCUGGUUCCCUGACAUGAUACGGUAUUACCAAGAGGUGGAGUAUAAGACUCGUGAGAAAACCUUUGACAAUCACACACUUGAGAAUUUCACCUUCAACUUCACACUGGAGAACCAAGUGCAUAGGAAUGGGAAAUACACCAAUGUCACUUUUAUAAACAUGAAGCUCAGAGACGUGACUUUUGAGGACAUGGAGUUUAAGUCUUGCAACUUCGAAGACGUGACAUCCAGCGAGACCCUCUUCAAAAACUGCACCUUCCACAAUACGACCUUCUACAACACAGAUCUCUACGAGCAUAAAUUCAUUGAUUGCAAGUUUCUAUACAGCCCCUUCUUGGAUCAGAAGGUGGGUUGCCAUCUGGACUUUGAGCGGGACAAUGACUUCCUGAUUUACCUCGUCAGCUUCCUGGGCAGCCUCUCCGUGUUGCCAGGCAACAUCAUCUCGGCACUGCUAAUGGACAAAGUGGGCAGGAUCAAGAUGAUUGGGGGUUCCAUGCUGAUCUCAGCAGUCUGUUGCUUCUUCCUGUUCUUUGGGAACAGCGAGUCAGCCAUGAUCGGCUGGCAGUGCCUCUUCUGUGGUACCAGCAUUGCCGCCUGGAACGCACUGGAUGUGAUCACGGUGGAGCUCUACCCCACGGAUAAAAGAGCCACCGCCUUUGGCAUCCUCAAUGGGCUCUGCAAGAUCGGGGCCAUCUUGGGCAACUCUAUCUUUGCCUCCUUCGUCGGGAUCACCAAAGUGGUCCCCAUCCUCCUGGCAUCCUCCGCUCUGGUUGGGGGAGGCCUCCUCGCCCUGCGGCUGCCAGAGACCCGCGACCAGGUCCUGAUGUGAGCUGCCAGAAGGAGAAACGGAAGGACAACUGAGACGGCAACAGCAAAGAGCCACAUUUGGAAGACAAUCUGGACGUCCCUCAACAUUUCUCUGCCGAUAGCUCAGAUUUAGAUGGGGGAGGGACAGGCAGGCAACCUGCAGGGAAAGCAUUAAAAUUCCUUAGUUCUAGGACCGUUGUGCAAAGGGGACGGAACCCAUGUUGUCAGGACAUACCCACACACCACACACACACACACACACACACACACACACACACACACACACACCCCUGAGCUUUGCUCAUUGCUUCAAAGCUAUCCCUUCUCAGGGCUGAAGCCCCAUCUUCUUCAACAGGAAGAAGUGUAUGAACAUCUCAGGCACUCGCUGAUAGCAGCAGCAGCAUCAUUGUGCAUUGUGCAUGUCUGUGGAGGUAUGUAUGUUGUAUGGAGUGAGGUGAGGAAGCAAGCCGCUCUCCCUGCUGGUGUGACCCUCUUGACGCUCCAUGGAAUGGCUUGAUGUCUGUUUUUCCAUGGCUUUCCAGGCAAUUUGCAAUUUUUUAAAAUUUAUUUUUUAAAGAGCUCAUUUGCCACUGGCAGGCAGGGAGGGGUACAAGUGCCCAAGUCUCUUCAGGUGUAAAAUUCUCCUUUUGGGAAAUCAUCAGUCACUGGCUAGAUUUUUGGUGGAGGUCAGGCACUCAUGACAUGGUAUGUUUUUUUCCUUUCGCACACCCCACACAGGGAAGGCUACCGAGGGUCUGCUAUAGGCCAGAUUCUUAAGUAGUCUCAGGAAAAAAGUAUGUGUAUGUGUGUGUGUGUGUAUACACAUAUAUAUGUGUAUGUGUGUGUGUGUAUACACACCAACAUACACAUAUAUAUGUAUAUGCACAAACACACACAUAUAUACACAUACAUAUAUAUGAAAGCACUUCAAAUCACAGUUCCUUUUGAAAUCAUCGUCUCUGCAUUUUCCUUUUUAAAAUGUACACAUUUUGAAUUGUUAUUCCAUUUCAUUCCCAUCCAGUAGCUUUGAAAACAAAAUAAAAAUGCUCCAGCACACACAAGUAUUUUAAAAUAGCUGCCAGCCACUGGGACAAGGCCUAGUGAGGAAGCCGCUACCAUUUCUUGAAUACACCUGGCAGUGUGUAAAAUACACGGUGUUUAGCAUAUUUCUGCAAGGAGAAAUAUUCUCAUUUGUUUGUCUAGUUCCAUCCUUGUUCAUUGAACAUCAAAUGAUUUCAGAAACCAAAUAUGUACAUAUUCUGCAGUGUAAAUAGGGGAGGGGGGUUGAUUAAAGGGUAGUGUAUGGUAACUGCAGGAAUUUACCAGUAUUAUAGCCAUAUUAAUUAAUGAAAGUGUCUGAGUUACAUAUAGAUUUCAGUCUUAUUGGGACACUGUCAAGCACAGUUUUUGGGAGUAGCCAUUUAAAUCGUUUUAUGGGAGAACGGCAUUCAACCGAAAUCAUUGUACAGUACUAUAGACUGGACCUGCAUUUUCAGCCAAGGGAACAGUUGUGUUUUUCCCCUCCCUAUUCUGUAAAAACCACCAAUUCUUGGGAUUUGUUGAGCUCUUGAACAGCACAGCUCAGGUUCUCUCACACUGCUAAAUGCAAAGCUAUCCACGCUUGGUUGCAAUUUCAGGAAGCAAGAGUGGAAUAAACCACGUUUUCUGGUUACAACCAGGCGAAAAGGAAAAGCAACGCUCGUGGCGUCAGGAGUGGUUGGGUGCCGGUGACGCAGAGGUCCUUUGAGCCUUUGAAGGCCAACUGUUUUCAGCUUUUGCAGAUGAAACUAUGAGGACUCUGAAAAAGAAGAGAUGCAAGAAGUCUUUUGAGGAACACCAAACUGGGACUCAGAGACUGUCUCGAAAUCCUUCACAUAUUUACUGAUUUGUCUGUAGUUGGUGCAAGAUUUGCUGUGGAGGAUUUCCAGCACUGAGAUGAUAUCCUUGUUUAAAUAUAUAUAUAUAUAUAUUUGGGAAACAUGAGCCAUCCUUAGAAAGUUGCCAUAUGAGAAUCUGCCUCUCGCACCAUAAUAAACUCUUGGGCAUCCACAGACUUGUUUCCAAAUGGCCUGAUAUGCAUAUUCGGAGUUGCAUGGACCGUAUUCUUUUCCUCUUCCUCCCACUCAGUGAGCUUUAAAGCCUGAAUGGUUUCCUUUCUUUCCUCUUUAAUGACAUCAAAGAAGCCAUAUUGUCUUGUCCAAUCUUGGGAGAACUGGACAGAGAUGGUUCCAAAUCUAGGUCUGAAUCUCUCUGUUUCCAGUCCACCAUACUUCUACACGGACGUCUUCAUACCUUAUCAGCAACCAAUGUGAAUACUUCCUCCUGGGAGCUGCAGACCUCUGCGGCUGUUGCAUAAUCUGUACAGAACAAAGUAUCCAGUAGUUAUCUCCAUCCAGGUAUCUGUGCAUUUUGAGCCUCUGUGUCGAAUAUCAUGAGUAAGUUGUUCUGUAGCUCCUUGUCUGUUUUCACGGAAUGCAUCCACCACCUUGAAAUUCAUGUUAAGCAAGGAACUUGCAAUAAAUGUAAACCAAUCUGA